AUGUUGGAGGGACGUCAGGCUAUGUCCCCAUACUUCCCCACACCCUGGGCAUAUGUAGAUGCCGAACGUAAAAAUUCGCCACGCUGUUUAUGUACCCCGUCCAUGGGGACAUAUAUGUACGAUACAGUACACGGGGCUCUUGAUACACAGCAGACGAUGGACACAGGCGAACCCUCCGCCCGCGCUAAGAAAUGUAAUACAGAGGAACUCAAGGGCAACCUCUCACUCUCCAACGACGGGCUGACAAAGUCGAACACGGGUGGGAAAUAUGUAUCCCAAUUGGUAGGAAAAUUCGAUUAA
This is a messenger RNA of Paracoccidioides brasiliensis Pb18, 300 nucleotides long. RefSeq lists its product as uncharacterized. The record is from RefSeq and is a predicted model, not a curated record. The coding region runs from base 1 to 300 and encodes 99 amino acids. The transcript has a single exon.